Messenger RNA from Galendromus occidentalis (western predatory mite), 3594 nucleotides. RefSeq lists its product as uncharacterized. Bases 1 to 3594 code for a protein of 1197 amino acids. The transcript has 16 exons. The record is from RefSeq and is a predicted model, not a curated record. NCBI's taxonomy places the organism in Eukaryota, Metazoa, Arthropoda, Arachnida, Mesostigmata, Phytoseiidae.
AUGUUGGUUUUUGUCGAUGAGACCGUUUGGAGCGAGGUGGGUAUGCAUCGCAUCAACGAGGAGAAAAAAUUAUCAACGAGGCUGAGCGCUGGCUUCGGGAAAACAAAAAAAACCCCGCCGAGCCCCGCGCCACCCCGCAGUCCCACCGGCGAGAUCGUCGGGGAUCGCGAAACGGCGAGGGAUGCGCUGUCGAAAGCCGCGAAUAAUUCGGUCACGCGAGAUAUCAGAGAGAACGUGGAAAAGGCCGCAGACCAUGUCGCAAGAGAGGCUGCCCCGGAGAAAACUUCGAGCAAGGACACGGAAAAACCGCGAGACUCGAAGAAAGUCUCCGUGAAACCCUCAGACUGUGUUCAAAACGAACAGAGAGACAGCGAGAUAGACAAGAAAUCCGCGAGGAAGAAAUUGAAUGUAAACAGAGUGAUGGUGACCAAGGUAUACGAUCUCGAGGAUUGUCAUUGUAGCGAAGAUAUGGAUUCUGUGACCCUCGGUGGACUCGCUAUGGGCCGUCAGGAUGAAAGCGCGGCGACCGCGAGAAGAAAAAACCGAAAUCCGAAUGCCAUCACGGAUCUCCAUAUCAGAGAAGUACCCUGUAUGACGUCCGCUGCUCUGCUAGCGGAGGAUAGCACGAGCCCGGCGCACUUAUCGACCGCCACCCCGAGAACUAAAGAAGCCGUUGCCAAGAGGAAGGAGGCCCGUAAGAAGGCCAUCAAGGCCCUGAAAAGUAUUCUCGAGAACAAGAAUCUGCGAUUGCUCGCGCGCGAGGUCAGUGAUUUCCCUGAGUUCAUCCAUCUCGGGAUAAUUAUCGAAAUAUAUCACUCCACGGAUAACCCUCUCGACAGGGUCGGCAACGCCGCCAAGGAAAUUCCGGAAAUCAGGAGCCUAAGCAAGGCGACACCCCAGCGUGUGACUGUCAGGAGAGUGCAAAUGAGCCAGGAAGACGAACCGGUGGAAGCCUACAGAUGCGCCUCGGGCAUGACGGUCACUGUCGCGAAACAAGGUGACGAACAGGACGAUGAGAUACUGAUCAGCAUCAAAUCCCCGAACAACGCGCCGAGGAGUUGCCCGCGAGGGGUGAAUAGCCAGACGUGGCUCCCCGAGCCGCCAGAAAUGGGGACACGACGCCGUCAUCAGGGCAAUCACAUUUCAACCGUGAAGAUGAGCCAGGUGCGGGGUCAGUUCGAAGUGAGGUCGAAUUCGGGCGGUGUGGACUUGGUGCAGACGUCCCCGCUCCAUAUUCCGUGGCAGGCUUUCGACGACAGUUGCGAAAUAUGUCGACACCUCGUGCAUUUACAUCGCCACAUGAGUCUGGGAGACUGCAGGGUUCCCGAGAGUCGGAAAGAUCGAGCACCCGAAAGCGCGGGAGACGACACAGCGCCGAGAGAUCUCCAGAGUCGUAAGACCCGUGGACUUCGUAAAGACGUUUCGAGUAAAGAACGUGCGACUUCGAAAUCGCCUUCGAGGAAGGGCAGACGUUCUUCCCCGUCUCGGAAGAAAGCCAAAUCAAAGAAAGACGAUAAGUCUAGCAAGGAAAAAGGGCCCAAAGACGAACGUAAACGGUUUGUGAAGGCCCUCGAGAAAAUGAUCAGCUUCAAACCACAGUCGAUGCUGUCGGGGGAAAGCGAACAGAAGAAACCCGCAUCGAAGAGGAGCAAAUCCUCAAAGGGCAAAGCGGGGAAGAAAGCAGAAAAACCUCGUAGACGUGGCGAAAGAGAGUCGAGCACUCAAGGGACGAAACGAGUACCCAAGUCCAGGAAGUCUCGCAAGAAUCCCACCAGACCAUCGAGAGACAAGUCGCCCCGGAGCGUCAAGAAGUCGUCUAAGAAGAAAGCGCCUCGCACACCGAAAAAGACUCGGAGGAGCCCCUCGACUUCUCUCGAGGGCGGUCGGGUAGCGGAACGAGCGUCAAAGAUUAGCGCGACAGCGAGCUCCGUCAUCGACUACGAUGAAGAUCAUGCCGCGAUUCCGGGAGGUGGUUUCGAGAGGAGCUCGGAACUAGACAUGCCGAUCUUGAAGGGCGGGGGACGAAAACCGCGCGGAGAAGCAUUAUCGAACUGCUCCCCCGCUGCCGUCGAGGAAUUCCCGAGACCUCACUUCACCUUCGAGGAGAGGAAAAGCGGAUGGUUAGCACUCUACGCGAUCGUCGCGAUCUACAUGUUCGUUUGCUUGACGACCCUCUGUGACGCUUACUUCAUACCGGCCAUAGAGGUGCUUACUGAGACCUUGAACAUCGAUGACAGCGUCGCCGGGGCAACAUUCAUGGCCGGAGCGAGCUCUGUGCCUGCGAUCGCGUCGUCUUUGAUCGCCAUCCUCAUAGCGAAGGGAGACCUCGGAGUGAGCACAGCAUUGGGAUCGGCUGUUCUAAAUUCAGCAGGCGUCGUGGGUGUCGGAGCAUUAUUCGCCACCGAGUUGGUGAUGCUGAGCCGCUGGCCUCUUUAUCGAGACUGUUCCUUUUGCUUUCUCAGCAUGUUGGUGAUGGUGAUCGCGAUGUAUGACGACGUUAUCAUGUGGUACGAAUCAACGGGACUCUUGCUGCUCUACUUCGUUUAUAUACUCUUGAUGAUUUUCGACAAGAGGCUCAGAGCGGCAUUCACGGAGACAUUCAACUUCCUCCGCGAUAAACCCCAUACGAAUGUAAAGAGCUUCCCCCCGACUUCGAGUAACACCGAGAGUCGGGUUUCAGUGGGCGCGAUCAUGCGAGCGAAGUCGUUCGGAGAUCCCCCGGGAGAUCCUCAGCGUCACCGAAGCGGUCUGCCGUCAACGAAUCGCUUCGCAGAACCGGUCAUUUCAUACCGGCUAACUUAUAGUUCUGGACAUGAUGAAGGUAUUGUCGUAAACUCGGGAAAAGCCUCCGGACGCGACAAGGAGUCGGAUCCGAAUACGGCUUCGAGACCCGCCGGCUUCGAGAUGAAGGCUGAUGCAUCCGCUGGAAGAACUCGGUUUGACGUUUUGACGUAUUUCAAAGGAGAGCUAUUGCCGCCAAAGGGGACUCUCAUGAUGGUCCUUUGGAUUUUUUACCUGCCCUUCCUACUACUGUUCGUCUUCACGAUCCCCAAUUGCUUGCGAACAACCUGUCGAAAAUUUUUCGUCGUCGCAUUAUGCAUGAGCGUUUUCUACAUUACCAUCGCAUCGUACCUCCUCGUUUGGAUGAUAUCGGUAAUCGGCUUCACCCUCGAUAUCCCCGACGCGGCGAUGGGUCUCACAUUCUUGGCGAUUGGAGUCACUCUUCCCGACGUUGUGAUCAGCGUCCUGAUCAUCCGCAAAGGCCACCCCGACAUGGCAAUUUCGAAUGCAAUCGCUUCGAAUAUCGUGGAGAUCCUCGUGGGUCUCGCCCUCCCGUGGCUCGUGAAGACACUUUUCGUCGCUCCAGGCCAACCAGUUUCACUCCAGAGCCGAGGUAUGCUUUACUUCACGGUCUAUCUGUUGUUGACGCUGGUAUUCCUCAUCGUCCUCACUCACAUGUGUGGAUGGGUGAUGACGAAACUCUACGGCACCAUUCUGAUAGUCUGGUAUGUCGUGUUCUUGACAGUUUCCGUCUCACACGAGUUGGGUUAUCUAGGCGGCGAACGACCCAUCACAUGCCCUAGUUCCUAUUGA